This is a messenger RNA of Tachysurus vachellii, 1919 nucleotides long. RefSeq names its product single immunoglobulin and toll-interleukin 1 receptor (TIR) domain (gene sigirr). The record is from RefSeq and is a predicted model, not a curated record. Lineage: Eukaryota; Metazoa; Chordata; Actinopteri; Siluriformes; Bagridae. Gene Ontology annotation, biological process: signal transduction. Bases 155 to 1438 code for a protein of 427 amino acids. The transcript has 9 exons.
CACUGCGCAACCUGUGCGCAUCUCAGCUAUUGUAUGCUUUUAUUCAACUUAAGGCUUGUUUCACAUCUAUAUGCAUACGCAGUUUUACGUAUUUGACUCAAGUACGACGGAAAAGUUCACUUUGUUUAACGUUUAAUGAAGGACUUAUGAAGCGAUGGGCCACAUGAGUCUUUUCACGUGUUUAAUACGGAUCCAGUUUGCAGUCGUGAUCGCAGAACCUCUUUGCAGCAGAACAUUGCGAUUUGUGCCCAGCAGCACUGAGACAGAUGUGUGGGGAGGCCUAGGCUCCAGUGUUGAAUUAAACUGCACAGUUUUGAUGCACUACAACAACAGUGAGGCGGAAUGUCCAUCUGCCCAUCUGCGUUGGAGCAAAGAUGAAGAACCUCUUCUCAGCCCUGGUUCCUUCACUCAGAACACCUCAGAGUGGUUCACAGAUGAAGACCAGUUGAUGGUGAGCAGUGUCGUGACUGUGAACUUGAAGGAAAAGUCAGAUUUUGGUCUCUAUACUUGUGAAAUAUGGAACAGUACAACCACCUUCAGGCUUCAAAGAACCAUCUUCCCCAAUCACACAGGGGCAGUUCUGGCAUCCCUGGUUGUGUUCAUAAUGUUAGUCUUGGCUGCUGUAGUGUAUUCAAAAUGCCACCUCAACUUCAAGCUCUGGUAUAAAAACUCAUAUGGAGAUUAUGAAGUCAAUGAUGGCAAAAUUUAUGAUGCCUACAUUUCUUAUAUAAAUGAUGAGAAUGACCAGAAGUUUGUAAAUUUUAUCCUGAAACCUCAUCUGGAGACUAAGUAUGGGCAUAAGUUACUCCUUAACAACACAAACAUCCUUCCUGGAGCAGAGCCAUCUGCAGAGUUGCUUAUGAAUAUCAGUCGCUGUCGGCGGCUCAUUGUUGUGUUGUCACAGGCUUAUGUACAGCAGGAGUGGUGCACCACCAACUUCAGACAGGGCAUGUUUCACCUGCUGGAGCUGUCUCACAAGCCCAUCUUCAUCAUCUUUCAGUCUCAGCAGAAGCAUGUGAAUGUGGACAUCAUCCAGCAACUACGAGAUCUUCAGCCCCAAAUCACAACUCUCAUCUGGGGAGCACAUUCUGUUGUGCCAUCAUCUGGAUUUUGGAAAGCACUAGCCUUGGCCAUGCCCCGUAAAGUGGCGUUCCAGACUCAGUUGUCUGGAGACCCUCAGACUCUGCUCCAGGGGGAUAGGGACCCCAUGCUCACAUUGGAGCCAGACUACCUGGACUGCAGACCUGAUCCAGACCCUGCAGGAGAUCUGGGCUUACGAUUCCCCAUCUAUAAAGCAAUGUCCAGGGACCAAGCUCUCCCACCAGCUUCUGGUCCAGGAACUGAAGCCAGAAUCACUGAGAUUGACGUGUCUGACCUCGGCUCACGGAGCUACGAGGCUCGAACAGAUUUUUAUUGUCUGGUUACUGAUGAUGUUUGAACCUGGAGCAUCCAUGACUUGUUUCUCUUUCACUCCAGUGAGUACAGAGCAGAAGCUCUGGCCUCUUUUAUUGGUCACUUUUUGUUUGUUUAAAAAAGUCGUAUUUGUUUAAGGAAGCUAGAUUUGACUAGAUUAAAUGAGCACAAGUCAUUUGCAAAGGCCUGAGUUUAAACUUAGCUCACAACAUCCAAGACAUUACCCUUUAAUCUGAAUCUGUGCCAUUUUGAAUAUCUCUAUAUAAAAUGUAUUUAAAUUUAAAUUACAUUUACUAGCUGGUUAACCUGUUAGUUCUGGUAGAUUAUGCCAUUAGUUCAAGAAAAAAUAAUAUUGUAUACAAUUAUUUGUUUGCCUUUAUGCAUCUUGUCUUUCACACAAGUUACUGCAAAAGCAUUGAAGUGUACCAUGUUGCUAACAUUUCAUAUUAGCUAAUGUAUAUAAAUUUUAUAUUUGUAUAUACUUAAAUUAAAUACAUUUCCAAAUA